This is a messenger RNA of Penicillium cosmopolitanum, 414 nucleotides long. RefSeq lists its product as uncharacterized. NCBI's taxonomy places the organism in Eukaryota, Fungi, Ascomycota, Eurotiomycetes, Eurotiales, Aspergillaceae. The coding region runs from base 1 to 414 and encodes 137 amino acids. The transcript has a single exon. The record is from RefSeq and is a predicted model, not a curated record.
AUGUCAGAACCUCUUUCGGGACGGUCCGUGUCUCCCGAUUCUACCCAGUUAUACCAAUCUCUCUUUCAAAUCGGUGCCGAGUUCCCACGCUUCCUGGUACCCUAUUAUCCCUGGUGGGAAGACGAAGCUACUACAGUUCUCUGGGCAUUCAAAAACCUCGAAAUCCGCCUACUUAUUCGCUACGGCUUAUUUCGCGAUGAAAGUUUAGCACGAAAUUCGCUUUUAAGCCGCAAUGUCGACACAAUUAAUGCGAUUUUUGUGGCGCUAACUGAAUCGCGUGAACAUCAGCUGCUUGAGCGUCUCUCCCAUGUGCAACGAGUGGAGGAAAUCCUGCGACGAUCUGGGCUUCCACCAUUCCAGCCGGUCCCUUGGUGUUGGACACCUCAAGCUUCGAUGCAUGCGGGUAUUUCAUAA